AUUGGGGGAUGCCCUCGAGCCCCAGAGGAUUCCCUAAUCUGUCCAUCCAGGUGUGCCGCAGGAAGAAGGAUAGCUCUCCUGUAUUUUCUUGCCAAAUUUCCAGGAAACUGCCCCAUCAUUGGGAGGGUGUGGUGUUUCUCUACCCCUUAACCCGGGAGUAGGGUGGGAACCAAUUAUUAUUUACACAUGCGCCCACACACACUGAAAGCUGGCUGGGUUUAGGACCGGAAUGGAGAGGAAACGACUAACAAUGGUCUCACGUUGGUCCUGUCACCUUGCAGAUUGGCUAGGACUCGCGUAACUGUUUAAUCCUUAACUGCUAAGGGUUUUAGAUACCCACCCUGGUUUGAUUUUCUCUCCGCGAUGAGGCGUGUCGCGUUUCUCAACCUUCCCUGAGAGAUAACUUCAUCACCUGGCGACCCCCCCCUCCCCCCCAAUUUUGGGCUGGUGUGCAACAGCGGCUGCCUUUCUAGGCGCUGAUAGCAGCCACCGUUUUGCGACCGUUAAAGCGCGUUGCUGUUAUUAUCGCUGGCUGGGGAGUUUGUCCUGCUUGGCUCGCCGUGCGACGGUGGGAGGGCAGGGGGCAGGCUGAGAUGGGAGAGGGCAUGUCCAAGCGACUGAAGGUGCAAUUGGGAAGUGAAGCGGAGAUGGAGGAGAGGGCGUUCAAUAACCCCUACCCAGAUUAUCAGCCUCAUGGAACCGCCGCCUCGGCCAGCACUACUCCGCCUUCCCCCAGCGACUCGGAGGGCAAUCGGUGCAGUUCGGCUUCGCCCCAAAGAGACGACUCCCUCCCCUUCGAUAGCGACGGGCAGAUCAGCCCGUAUUUUAAUAAGAAAAUUACAACUAAAAUUAAAGACUUAUUGCAACAAAUGGAAGAAGGAUUAAAGACAGCAGAUCCUCAUGACUGCUCUGCAUAUACUGGCUGGACAGGCAUAGCGCUCUUGUAUCUUCAGCUAUAUCGUGUGACAAACGAGCCAACUCACCUACAGCGAUCCCUGGAUUAUGUGAAGAGAAUCCUACGCAAUCUGAAUGGAAGAAGAGUUACAUUCCUCUGCGGUGAUGCUGGACCUUUGGCAGUGGGAGCAGUUGUGUAUCACAAGCUGAAGAAUGACAGUGAAUCCAAGGAGUGUGUGACCAAACUUUUGCAGCUCCAGAGAAUGGUCCUUGCUUCAGAUUCUGACCUUCCAGAUGAGUUGCUUUAUGGAAGAUCUGGUUACUUGUAUGCUUUGCUUUAUCUGAAUACUGAAAUUGGUCCUGAGACAGUGCCGCAGUCAGUAAUCAAAGAGGUUGUGGAAUCCAUCACUGAGUCAGGGAAAAACUUUUCCAGAGAAGAACGAAAGACUGAACGGUGCCCAUUACUGUACCAGUGGCACCGGAAGCAGUAUGUGGGAGCAGCCCAUGGUGUGGCUGGGAUUUACUACAUGCUUAUGCAGCCAGCAGCUAAUGUCGACCGGGAGACAUUGAUGGAACUUUUGAAGCCAAGCAUUGACUAUGUGCGUCAUAAAAAAUUCCGAUCUGGGAAUUAUCCCUCAUCUUUAAGCAAUGAAACUGACAGGCUGGUGCAUUGGUGUCAUGGGGCACCUGGAGUCAUCCAUAUGCUCAUGCAAGCCUAUAAGGUUUUCAAGGAAGAUAAAUAUUUGAAGGAUGCUAUGGAAUCUAGUGAUGUCAUUUGGCAAAGAGGGUUGUUGAGGAAAGGGUAUGGAAUCUGUCACGGGACUGCUGGAAAUGGCUACUCUUUCUUAUCCCUUUAUCACCUAACUCAGGAUAAAAAGUAUCUUUACCGAGCUUGCAAGUUUGCUGAGUGGUGUCUAGACUAUGGUGCGCAUGGAUGCCGUAUUCCUGACCGCCCCUACUCAUUGUUUGAAGGCAUGGCAGGAGCUAUCCACUUCCUCUCUGACAUCUUGGUUCCUGAACAGUCCCGCUUCCCAGCAUUUGAGCUUAGUCCUCAAAGGAAAGAAAACAAAGAGGAGAGGAACAGCUAAAUGGGAGACGAAGCUGGAGCCAGAAGCAACAAGACUGCCGAGUGCCUAAAGUAUAGUGGAGCAACGUUGGAGUCCAAGCAGCGAGAUGCAGGAAAACUUUCUUGGCUGUCCUUCAAAGGACUGCAUUUGUCAUUAGCGCAUGAGAGAGAAUUCCAUACCUUGAUGUUUCCUUACACGAGAUACCUUUAACAGGGCAAAGAGCAAAUUUCAGUUUGUUGGGACGUUUCUUGUUUGGCUUUCACAGUUGCCUCUUCAGGUCUUUCGAGCGUUUGCAUGUUUCUCGGUGUUGUCUGUAAGUGUGAUUCCCCCACCCUUGUUUGUGGCAAAGCUGAAAAGCAUUCUGUAACAUCCAGUCCUGUUGUUUUUCUGUGCAUGGCUGUACUAACAACACAAUUCUCUUUCUGCAGCUGGAAAGUACAUGGUCACAAACUCCUUUUAUUGCAGGGAGGGAUAACAUAUAUGCUGGGUUGCUUCUUUGUGCAGCUGGACCAUGAUCAUAACUCCCAGUUUAUGAAGAAAAACUACCCCUUUGGUGGUGUUGCACAUGCAGUAUUUGAUUAUUGUGGUUGGCAGACAACAGAAGCCACAGAGACAAAGAGCCACAGAAAACAAAAUGGCUUGUUGUGAUUUGGUUUCUCAGUGGAACCCAAGUAAUCUGUUCUGAUUAAGAAGGCAAUGAUAGCUCCCCUGCGAGCUUUGGUUGUCCUAGUUUUGUCGUUUCAUCCUUUGAAACUUCAUAUUUUCUUUGCAUUCUUCCAUUCGAGAGCUACAUAUUCAGUAGGUCACUCAUUCAGAACUUUCUCAAUAAAUGUUUACUCUUCAUAUUUACUGUUUCACAUCUUCUAAAAGAAUCUGAAUAAAAUAAGUUUUGUGUACCAUUUGGGGUGAAAGGGUUAGUGUUAAAACUAACCCAAAACUGUCCAGUCACUGAAGAUAAACCCCACUCUUAGAAUGGAUAUUUAAAAGUUGUUGUACCAAAUUGCUCUGAUUUUGUGAUGGCUAUUGUAUUGUUUCUAGGGUAACAUGAAAGGGCAGUUUCACAGUCAGUGGAACCUUUUCUUAAGGAGGGAUGGUGGGUUUGUGAAGGGAAAACUGGUUGCCACAAUGUUUUGCUGUUCAAAUGGUUUUUCAAAAAAUAUAAAUACAUUUAGCAAAAUAUACAACUGUUUUGAACAAUUAUGUUCAAUCUGUCCAUUUGCAAAAAAAGCAAAGUAAGUGAGCGAUUCCAAAGUUUCUCUGGAAGUCUCUUACACAAGUGGGAAGUGAUCUUUCACUGUUUCUUGAUAGCAUCAUGUUAUGGAUGUAUUACUGUGCUCAUUCCAUAGGUGUCUUUACCUUAAGGAAAUUUGGAACAUGUCAUCUUAAUAUCAAGAGAAAUCCUACAUUGGCCUUCCCUAACCUGAUGUCCUUCAUGCCAGCUGUGUUUUCCAGGAG
This is a messenger RNA of Python bivittatus (Burmese python), 3416 nucleotides long. It is a transcript of the gene LANCL2, whose product is annotated as LanC like glutathione S-transferase 2. Gene Ontology annotation, biological process: peptide modification; carbohydrate metabolic process. Gene Ontology annotation, cellular component: plasma membrane. The record is from RefSeq and is a predicted model, not a curated record. Lineage: Eukaryota; Metazoa; Chordata; Lepidosauria; Squamata; Pythonidae.